UGCACUUGAUGGCCCUUGGGGUCUCUUCCAGCUCUACGAAUCUAUGAUUCUGCGAGCCAAGCCUUUGCACCUGGAUGUGAACCUUGUGCUGUCCUUUAGGUAUUUGAAUGAGCUUCGGAAAAGUGUGAUCAAUUGCAAUGUUUUUUGUUGUGAGCCAUAUUGCACAGUGGCCAUUAAUGUAAAGCUUGCGAGGGUUCACUUCGGUCCUGGCUUCCCUGCUGCUCCAGAGGACUGCCUGUAACAAGAAAGAUAAAAAAAUUCAUAGUUUUCAAUCCAGCUUUUAAGCUAAGAUAUAGGUAGUUGAUUUUGAGUUUCUAAAGCAGUACAAUAAAUUUAGAUUUGAUAAGAAAGUAUUAGAUAUAUCUCAGGUUUCUUCCCCAAAUUUGCCUCCUUUGGAGAAACAUGUUAUUCCCCACCCCAUUGGCCCCCCAAUUUCCAGAUAUUUCAUACUUCUACACCUAUUUUGUAUGUUAGGGUAGACAUGGUCAAUCUUGUGAUGAAGAUCCUCACUGAGAAGCAGAAUGGUCUGUGGAAAGGCCGUCCUUUGGUGCCCUGAUCCUCACUUGAUCUCCCGUGGAAAGUCAAAACUGCUUUUGGUAACCAGACAAUGAAGCAGGUUGGGUGUUUUUUGACCUUGUUUGACUUUUAGUCCUUCGAGCAUCGGUCAGGUGAGCUAGUAAUGAUUUUUGUGGACUAAUAAUUUGUUGUACUGUCAAGAUUGUACUUGAUUUUUAAAAAAGUUUUUGCAAGGCUGUGGUCUGGGGUGAUCCAAAAGGGCUAGAGAGUUCUUUCUAUGUUAAUUCCAAUCUGUGUGGAUUUUGUGAGAGCCUGAGAGAUGAAAGACCAGUAGUGUUAACAGUCGGUUCCAGAACUGUAGUCCCUGUACUGACCCUGUCACUCUAUUUCUUGCCGGCCUAUAACCGCUAACGGCACAGAAACAUCAAGCAUGUUAGCGGUUACAACCUUGCUUUUGAUUGGAUGUAUGAAGUUGGCUUUGUGGAAUCAAACCAUUGGUCCAUCUAUCUCAGUGUUGCCCGCCUGAUUCGAAACAUUGUAGGCAAAAAGAGCACUUUCAUCUUUGAGGUUUUUUAUCUAGAGGAUCAAGGAUUGAAUCGGAACCAUUGCACAUAAUGUGUGUUUUCUGUUCUGGACCGCAGCCCCUUCCUGAGCGUUUAGAGACACAUUUUAAUUACUCCAAAUGUCUAUGAAAUAAUUACUUACCUGUCCCUGUCCUUUUUUUGCAGAUGAGCAGCGAUGCUUCAGCCAGUGCACAUUGAGGAAGAUGCUGCUGGCAGAGUCUUCGUUUUCAGUUAAAUAUGCACGCAAGAAUGGCUGCUGCAGGUGCUUCUGGUAUUGAGGACAAAGCAGGAGCUAAGUCUCCAUCUGCCCUCUGUGGACAACUUGAGGACUGUAAUAGGCAGCUGCCGGAGGGGAAGGGGGCAGCUGAGCAGCUCCCUGAACAGAGCAACGCUUCCUUUGCAGCAACAGAGCAAAACCGGCAGCAAGCCACUGCGGGCAAGUUGAAGAAAACGGCUUUCAAGCUCUUUGGUGGGAAUAGAAGCAUCUGUACGUUACCCAGCUUCUUUGGAGGGAAAAACAAAGGCCACGGGAAGGGAACCUCUAAGAAGAGUUUAUGCAAGAGUAAAACGCACGAUGGCCUCAGUGAUGUUGGAUGUGAAGAUGCUGGCAGAGAGCGCCUCAGGAGCCCCUCAGAGGGUGGAACGGACUUCCCCUCUCCCCAGCUGCCAAACUCUCAAAGUGCCCUUUUGGCAACGGACUCUGGCCCUCAGGCUGGUUUUGUUGGCUGGUCAACUUCCCUGUGUGGAAGUUCUGAUGGCUUUGAGAGGAAGCCCGGAGGAGACAAAUCUCUGUUCCUCCCACGACCCAAAAAAGGUCUGAAGGGGCUAUUCAACAGCAUUCGGCGCCAUCGGAAGAACAAAGCGAAUGAACCCGAGAAGACCGAGCUGCAAGAGUGGACGUCUAGGAGAGCUGUGGCCGAAAAGCAAGGCCAAGGAAAUAAACAGGUGGGUGUUGAAACUGCACAGGCUCCCGAGAAAACAAAUCUAAAAAGCCUGGUGCUUCCUUCAGAGCACAGGGAGGACCUCAACAGUCAAGCUGUACCUGGAAUAAAGGCCAGCCUGGGUGAAUCUAGAGAGAUUGACCAGCUGGUAGCCAAUGAAAACAGUUCUGAUGGGAAUGCAGCCAUUGGGGUUGCAAACUGCGAAGACUCUCAAGAUGUCGAAUUGGAGGCGUGUGACACCCUUGGGGUAAACUCUACCUACGAUGGCCUUCCAGAUGGUCUCCAGCCAGAGUUCUUAGACAGCGAUCCUCCCUCUGCCCCUUCUGGGGAACAGCUUAGCUUGAUGUUUGGAGACGUGACUUCCCUUAAAAGCUUUGACUCUUUCACUGGCUGUGGAGACAUUAUUGCUGAGCCCGAUAUUGACAGUAUCGCAGAGAGUUCUACUUCUGCGGGACGUGGUAGAGAUGCCACCAAAAGGAGUUCCUGUCUUGUUACUUAUCAGGGUGGAGGGGAAGAGAUGGCCGUGCCUGAUGGUAUUGAGGAGUAUCUCCAGCAGAUGUGGGAAGGGGCUGUCAAAGUGGAUGCUGCUACUUAUGAAACCCACCUACCCGAGAUCAUGACCAACAAUGAGUUCCAAAAAGUGAACAGUGGCAAUCAGGGCCCCCAUCUCUAUUCCGACCGCACAAAGAAUGACAUGGAUCUCCUCACUCCGCACAGUGACCAACAAGAAUCUGCUCCCAAUAGUGAUGAAGGUUACUAUGAUUCAACCACCCCAGGUCCUGAGGAUGAAGCUGGAGAUGAAGAAAUCAAGAAGGACCGCCUUCCAAGGGACAGCUAUAGCGGUGAUGCUCUUUAUGAAUUUUAUGAGCCAGAUGAUGUGCUCAUGAGUCCCUCUCAUGAGAACGAGUCCUGGUUUGACAGGAAAGUUUCUCCCUCAGAGAACUUUGGCCAGUUCUUGGACUUUACUGUCCCUGCAGAGAAGGAUCUGGUCUGGAUGAUGGGACAGAAGAGUGAAGUGAUGGAAACUGAGGAGGAGAGACUGGCUGCCAUUCAGAAGCAGCUUCUGUAUUGGGAAAUGCAGCAAGAGCCCGUUUUGAAACACCUGGAUGUGCUAAGCAAGGAACAGCAUCCCAGGGAAAAGGAAUGCAGUGAAUGUAAAGCCAGAACAGCCAGCUUGAUUGACAAAUGUCCAAGUUGCCUUGGUUGCAUGCAGGGCGUCCCUCGUGCUCUGGGCAGAAACCUCAACGCCAGCCUCUCAGCUGAAAACCAAGACUGGAGGGACUUGCAAGAGAUGCUGUGCCCAGAAAAACGCUCUAACGGCAGUUGUGGUCCCAAAGCACAUGGCAGUUGCCUUACUGAGUUGGUGGGAAAUGGCGUCGUGUUGGAUUCCAAUUUGGAGCAUGUGGUGCUCGAAUCGUAUGCUUUGAAUGGCUUGACCUUGGAGAAAUCUGUGGCGUACCCUUUCUACAGAAUGCACGACCACCACAGUUGCCCACCAAGUGACCAUCACAGCGGAGCUGAACCUGGCUUUCGAGAGUCCUGCACAGAAAGCAAAUAUGAACCAGACCAGGCUGUGAACUUCUCUCAAGCUUUGGUGGAAUUCACUAGCAGUGGGACUCUCUUCUCCAGCCUCUCCGAAAGCCUGGGGAGCUCAGAUUCGGGCUCCGUGUUCACUCAGAACCUUCCCGCCCUCCCCACCAUGGUCACAUUUGAUAUAGUGGAUGUUGAACAAGAAGGCGAAGGUGAGUGUGAACAGCACUUGGAGAUGAACACCGAUGAGGACAUCACCGUAUCCUUUGAGGCCUUUGAUGAUAGCUACGUUCCGAAAGAAUCCUUCGCUGAAUGUGACGAGAGAAUGUUUCCUGGGUAUCCACAAAGCUCUUUCCAAAGCUGUAACUGGGGUGUGGCCAGCCUUCCCCGUUGUCUUCGGCUUCAGGAAUUGAGUCCACCCAUGCCAGAGCCAUUGUCUGUCUGUCGGAGGAGCCGGUCCCUGGACACUGAGAGUCUGGAGUUUGAGCUUGGAAGUUCUCCACCAUCCAAGAACAGCCUGAAGUUUUUCAAGCUUUGUUCUAAAUGGAGUGGCUGCAAAAAGAACACCAUUGCUCCAGGACUGAGUGCUAGCCAGGAGGACCCUCCAGGUUCUGCAGAAGAACGGGAAGGCAGUGGCACUGUUCCUUGGGCAGGUCUACAGAAUGUACCCUACCGUGCGGAUAUGUUUUGUUCUCAAGAGGCGAAACAGUGGGACUGUGAUUUGAGUGCACCGGCUUUCCAGACUACACAGGGUGCAUUGGAACUGACCGACUCAGAACUGCCUUUCGUGUUCACUGCAAAGGAGAUCGCCAAAAGACCUUGUCACGAUGGGACCAAUAACCCAGUGCUUCAGAUGCCGAGACUGAUCACCAGGCCUUCCAGUCUCCCUCUGCAAGCACAAUUUGAGUCCCAAAAAGCAUCUGCUACCUCUCGCAGGCAUUGUGGAGACAGCGUGACUAAGAAAAUGGCUUGGGUGCUUCCUUUGGGAGACAACAGUGUUGACUUACCUUCCAGCUUUGCCUUCCCCCGUUCCCCUGACAAGCCAGCAAUAUGCAAACCCACGGACAAGAUGGAAGGAAGGGUCCAGAUUCACUGCAGCAAUGGUGAGGCCCUCGAGGGUGAGGCUGAGGAUUGUGGGAGCUCCGAAGCUGACCUGCCGAAAGGGAAAGCGGAAUGUUGGGACGCCCCCUCGGCCACCCGCCAGAAUGUCAAAAUGAAUGUAACAGUAGCCAAAUAAUAUAUAUGAGGGUCAAAAAGUGGGUUCGGGCGGGACGAUUUUUAAUGGUUGUGAUGGGAUUUAGUACGUUUUGAAAUCCAUAACUUCAGAGCUGGGAGUAAUAUAUUCAGUUCUUGCCUCGUUGGGGAGGAUGGUGCCGGGUGGAAGCCCUGUUCUCUAGGUUAGUAACAGAUUUCUGUUUUCACAGCGUGGGCCUCCAUAGCUGCUCAGUAAAGGGCAGAAAAAAGGAUGCACGGGCACUCUGGAUUCCAGUUGAUCCAUCUGUGAGGAUCUCAGGUCUCAGUCACAGCCUUCUAAGUUAAGGGGGCAAAAACCAUUUUCUGAAACCAUCAGGUGGCCGAAGUUGUUGCCCUUUAAAAUAUAUAUAUAUAUACACUUUUUGUGAUUUUCACUGGAAUGGGUUGUUUAUGGUUAAAAAGUGGUAAAUGUUCGGUUUCUCAGUUACUCAAAGGAAACCGUGUGUGGGGCAGAAGCAGUGCUCCAUAGGCGUUUGAUGAAUAAUUAUGUCUGAUAGGGAGCAAUCCUAUUUGACAGUGGUAGGCCUGCCUCACUUUUUCUCCACUUUGAAUUGCUGCUGUUCACACACUAGAACUAUUCUCGAUCUCAUAGUCAGCACUGUGGACAGUUUUUCACAGUGGCCUCUAAUGGCCUUGUAUCUUUGGAUGUGGUUUUUUUUUGGGGGGGAGGGGGGUCUUUUCCAUUUGAACAUGUCACCAAAGACAUCUUGUCAAAUUCGUUGUCAGAUGAUCUCACUUUUGCUAAUGUAAAUGUAAAAAAAAAAUUAACCCCACAUUGUUGAUAAAAAUGUUCGUGUGUGUGUGUGUGUUAGCAUUUUUGGUUGUACAUAUUUAAUUGACAGAUUGUUUUUUAAACAAACAAACAAAAUUUUAUAUACUAACGUGUACCAGUUAUUUGGCUCUGCCUUGGUAACUUGACCUGUUUCCAAAGAGUUUUCUCGAAUGUAUUGCUUUAAAAAAAAACUCAUAAAUUUGUAGUCUUAUUUCAUCUGGGGGCAAGAAUUGGCGCCUGGAAACGGGGCUGCAGGAGUUGAACACUGGCUGGUGGUGUUUUGAGAAGAGAGCGCUCUCUCUUCCUGUGGCCUCAGUAUUGUGGCCCUUCCUGUUUGGUGAAUUUCAGCUGGUUGAAAGGAAGAUAGUGUCAAGAGGGCAUCCAUGUUGGUCAUGAGCAGACAAACUAGAUUCUAGUCCAGUUACACCCUUAGAAGCAAAUAGGGUUUGGUUGGCAUCAGCUUUCGGUUGGGUAUCUGAGGAAGGGAGCUUUGACUCUCAGAAGCUCAUGCUUCCAAAAUCUUGUUGGCCUCUAAGGUACUACUGGACUCAGGCGUAGCUGUUGAAAGGGGGCAGCAACUAUAGCAGAGUCAUUUUGCACAUUACACUGAAUAAGAUGGUAGAAUCCCGGUUUGCCCAAGUAAGAGCACAAGCCCAGGGAAUCUUUUUGAAAUUAUUUCUCUCUUUAAAAAAAAAAAAUCACUGUAUGUGAAAAACUAGCACACAGUUCGGCAUAACCCUCUGACAUUCUGGUUCCCUCAGGCCUUCACCCUGGAAGCCAGAAUGCGGGACUGUCAGUUCUGUGAAAGAAGAUUAGCACUGCACUAAGCUCUGUAAGCCCCUGUGAAGAUCUUGGGAUCAAGAAGUAGGGUAUAAAUCUUUAAACAAUAAAUAGAUGCAAGGCAUUUUUAAUAUGGAGAACAUUAAAUAAUCUCACCCGCACACACACAGAAUGCCGUCAGAUCGUAUAAUCCAAAUUGCGUUUGUUGACUUGGAACAAUGUGUAGAACAGCUUUUAGAGUGAAACAAAAGAUGUCUGGGGUUCCUUCGUAUUGAGAAGCUGGCCCCACCCAUCAGCAGCACUGCCCCCUAUUCUGACCUGAGGCACAGGUGAGCUGUGGAAAGAGCUCGUGGUCCAGUCCAGUUGCUGAAGGUCUUGAUAACAGAGGCAAAUAGGACUGUCUAGAAGCCAAAGAAGUGACUGGUGUCCCUGAGAGGGAUGAUACAAACCCAUUUAAAACCUCGCCUGCCAGUUUUGUUUGCUUUUCUCACUGUAGAAAAGGCGAGCCACUGACAAAUUUACCUUUUCAGCAUCUUUAAGACGUGUAUCAUAAACAAACAGUGCCUCUGAUGCUUCAUGCAUCAUUUCACCACUAGCAACACAUGCGCAUGCACACCAACUCAGUAGUUUGAUUCUUCUUCUCCAAGGGUGCAGGAAGAUCAAAAUAUUGAUGUUUCACAAUGCUUUUGUGUUUUGUUCGAGCUAAGACUUCAGGCUAAUGUGGGAAUUGCUCCUUUCUGUGUCAUUUGCAGUUGUAGAAAGUUUUCUUGGGAAUAGAAAAUAACUCUGUGUCAUUUGGCAAUGUUUGCCUGAAAAGCAGACUUUGUGUGCAGACUUCUGCAUGUUUUGUCCUCUGGAUUGGACCAACCUUAUGACCAUCCAGGUCUCUCACUGUGUGACUGUCAUCCUGUUGGCUCCAGAAGUUGCCUCCAGAACAACAAAGCCAUUUCUGGAUUUCACAAGAUGGAAGGGAACACAAUAUUUCCUUGUUCCUCCUGCCAACACUGCAUUCAGUUUCCCCAUGAGUGUCCAGGUCAACUUACCAAGUGCUCAGUUGACCCUGCAUUUGAGAUUUCUUUUUAUAUGCAUAUAAGAUCAAUGUUAUCUAUUUUUAUAUGUUUUCCCCCCUUUUCUUGCAUUUUGUAUGCAUUCAUGGGAAAGCUUUCUACGGUGGGGGGGGGGGGGCUGUUAUUUUAACUUGUACUUUUUUUAAAAAAGUGCAGUUUACAGUUUUGAAAAAAAAAUAUGUUUGCUGCUAUCACUUGUGCAAUGGGAAGGGGGGAAAGUGUUCAUAGUGUCACGUUCAGUUCUGUAUUUGGUGUUAUUCCUACAGAUGUUCGGGAAGAUUUCAAGCCUUCCCUUUCCUGUUUCACCUGAUGUCUCUCCCCCACUCUUUUCUUCAUGGUCAUGAAAACAACUUGUUGGUUUUAGUGGCAGUUUGUUUCCUUGCUUGGUCUUGUUAUCUUCUGUUAUUGUUUUUUUGCGGUGUGUGUGUGUGUGUGUGUGUCUUAUUUUGGGCUUUUGAUUUGCAAACUUUUGGGGGUGGGGAGGGUUUGAGUUGUGGAUUACCGUACUAUUUAAAACUAGAAAAGUGUUGUGUGUCAUGUUCUUUUGUUGUCCUUGUAAAAUGGAUGCCUAUUGGGGAGAGUUCUCUUCUGAAUAGUUCCGUGAGUUGUGGAAAGGGGAAUGGUGAUGCCAAAGCGUUCCUGCGACUACAUUUCUGUGGGUGAAGCCCUUUCUGGCCGCUUGAGCUCUCUACUUCAGAGCUCCUCCCUGCAGUCGGGUCCAUCCCUGCAUCCUGAAGAGGAAGCCAAAUUUUUUUCCCUUGGAAGGUGAAAGGACUGGUCCUGUUCCAGAAAGGAGAUAUCUAAAUGCAUUCCGGUGGUUCUAUUCCUUUAAGUUGAGCUAAGGGACCACUAGCAGCUGGGCUUUAUAGAGGGCUGCAUUGUCUGUCUUUGUGUGUUUGCAGGAACAGGUAGCAAGGAGUGAAAACAGGUGGCAUUUUUAACAGUGCUUGAAAUCUGUUUUAGAGGACAUUUUGCUACAACACCAUUUACUCCAUGCAUGCACACACACCCCUCUGUCUUGGAGGAAGCUUUGAUGAAAACUGGUUUUGCGGGUUUCCUCCUGUGAACUGAGAAAAUGCUGCCCCUUGAGCGUUGUAAAGCAGUCACGAAUGCCAUUUUUCUAGCACCCAUGAGGUCACUGAUGUACUUUUCCUCCACUACAAUCCUGGCAGCAAGUUUUCAACUAUAUAUCUUAUAAGUGCACAGAUGCCUCGUUUAAAAAACAGUUCAAGGAAAGGCAAAAGACAGGACCAACCAGCUGAUCCAGGUUGGGCUUUGCUGUUCAACAGGCUUGUCUUCCUAGUUGCACGGCCAGGUUUGCUCUGCCAGGGAAGAAACAGCCGCGACUGCUGGAAUGAGGCCCUUCUCUUCCCUGGAAGAGUCCUUGCUUGAAUAUUGCUGCCUAAGCUAAUGGUUGCUGAAUGUACGAUCCUAACCAGCCCGGUCGUUGCCUUUCUUUUGCCACGCAGCUGAUAAUAUCGUGGCCAUUUUUGAAGGUCGGCCCAGUUUGCAAACUGUGAAGUAUUUUUCUCUCUUUUUUACUUUUUACGAUGUGAAUGCAUGCAUGUUCGUUCUUUAAGGUGCUCUGAAGGGUCCCCUUUGGUCCAUUUUGUUCCAUUUCACCCUUUGUUUAGCAGGGAAAAAUGGGCAAAGUACAUUGACAAGUGCAAGAGAGAGGCAGGAGUGGUCCUUUCAUAUAGAUGAGUAAAGAUCCACCAGAGAGAGAGAGCGUGUGUGUGUGUUUGUUUUAAGAGGACCCCAAAGAAAGGCAUGCUCUUCAUGGGCAUAGCAUAGUUGUGAAGUCUGUAAAGGAAGAAACGGAUGAAGCAGGAGCCUGCAAACCAGCUUCCAGCUUUGGAAAGGAAAGAAUACGCUGGUCAUUCGUUUGGCAAGUGCAGAUAAGAGCUACCGUGGCACGGUUGGCUAAAAGUGCUGGUUUACAAUCCUCCCUGCUGUUAAUUAGAUAGCCUUUGGUUAUGUUGUUGUCUCAGCCCCUUCUAGCUAUCAUAUACAGCUAACCUCACCUUGCAGGGCUGUUGUCAGAAUGCUUGUUUCAUGCUUUAAACACAUAAGGAAGCACUAGAAUAGGGCACUUAAAGUGUUUUCUUCCCCCUCAGGCAUUGCCAAGCUUCCACAUUCCAUUUUAGAGCAUCAUUCCUGGUGGGCAGGUUUUGUUCUGGCUCAUGUAUCUCCUUUGGGACAGAGUUUACAUCUGAAGCUGGACUGUGGAGUGAGCCCCUGUCCAGGAGAUCCUGCUCUGUGGGCAGUGGCCUAACCCUAACCCACUCCAUGGAACUUUGUACCUGCAUUCUCAUAGCAGAAGUCAUGCCUAACUCCUCACCAGUAAAGAAACCAAUCCUUUCUCAAGUAAGAAAAUUGAUGUCCAGUUUGUGCAAGCUUCAGUAACAAUUUCAGAUUGCAAAGCCAGUCAUUUUAUAAAUUGCACAGAAACUCUGAAACCAUUGUUGGUAACAAUCCUGGCAGAUGUCACUAAGAAUUCUCACAGUGAGAAUUCUCACAACUCACCUCACAGAAUACAUCCUGCUCUUGUCAGCACAGAGUGAUCGAGCUUUCCUGCCAGUUCUCAUCCCUCCCCUGUGGCUCCCUCGACUAAUCCCCUGCCCCACCACUGGCCGUCACACUUGAAUUUCAUUUAAUUUGGUUGGUUUUCUUUUUCUGGUUCUGAAACUUUUUAAUGUGGUUUUUCUGUGUUUUUAAAAUGGAUGUCUUUCUUGCUGAAUUCUGAUGAAUAAACAGAAGGGUUUUUUUUAGAGAACAUUCCCUUUCA
Molecule: messenger RNA, 10211 nt
Organism: Sphaerodactylus townsendi
Lineage: Eukaryota; Metazoa; Chordata; Lepidosauria; Squamata; Sphaerodactylidae
Gene: AMER1
Product: APC membrane recruitment protein 1
Exons: 1
Coding region: 1317-4787 (1156 amino acids)
Biological process (GO): regulation of canonical Wnt signaling pathway
Cellular component (GO): plasma membrane
Molecular function (GO): beta-catenin binding; phosphatidylinositol-4,5-bisphosphate binding
Source: RefSeq, a predicted model, not a curated record